GCCCCGCGCUGCUCCCCUCCGUAGAUUGCUUACAACACCCAUCUUCUCUUACUCGCCCGCUCGAUCCUGGUCUCCAAAUAUUUCUUGUCACUUUCGAAAACCUUUCCAGCCUUCGUCUCCUCAGAAAACCAUUUUCCGACGACCAGUUCAUAGCUCCGCCAUGGCCCCGCAGCUAGACUCAUACUUUAAGCAGGUCGACGGCCUGUCAGAUAACUUCAUUGACCGCCUCCGCAAGGCGGUUGCUAUCCCCUCAAUCUCGGCCGACGAUGAGCGCAGACCGGACGUUGUCAAGAUGGGCAAGUUCCUUGCUUCGGAGCUUCGAGCGCUGGGAGCUCACGUCGAGGAGCGACCGCUAGGCAAGCAGCCUCACAAGGAGCACCUUGAGCUCCCUCCCGUCAUCGUUGCCCGAUAUGGCAAUGACAAGAACAAGCGGACUAUUCUUGUGUACGGCCACUACGAUGUGCAACCGGCCAACAAGGAGGACGGCUGGGCCACCGAGCCGUUUGAGCUCAGCAUCGACGACAAGGGCCGCAUGUUCGGCCGUGGCAGCACUGAUGACAAAGGCCCCGUUCUGGGCUGGAUCAACUGCAUUGAAGCUCACCUGAAGGCUGGCGUUGAUUUCCCCGUCAACCUGUUAAUGUGCUUUGAAGGUAUGGAGGAGUACGGUUCGGAGGGUCUGGACGACUUUAUCACCGCCGAGGCCAAGGGUUUCUUCAAGGACGCCGACGCCGUUUGCAUUUCGGACAACUACUGGCUUGGUACCGAGAAGCCCUGCUUGACCUAUGGUCUUCGUGGCUGCAACUACUACUCCAUCGCCAUCUCCGGCCCUGGCCAAGACCUGCACAGCGGUGUAUUUGGUGGAUCCGCACAGGAGCCCAUGACGGACAUUGUCCGGGUCAUGGGCUCGCUGGUCGACACAGACGGCAACAUUCAAAUCCCCGGUCUCAAGGACCUCGUGGCGCCUGUGACCGAGGAGGAAAAGUCGCUUUACGGUGACAUCAGCUACACCAUGGACAACCUCUACGAGAGCUUAGGUAGCAAGACCAGCAUCUUUGAGGACAAGGAGCGCACGCUGAUGGCGCGCUGGCGAUUCCCUUCGCUCUCGCUGCACGGCAUCGAGGGCGCCUUCUCCGCUGCUGGCGCCAAGACUGUCAUCCCCGCCAAGGUUGUGGGCAAGUUUUCCAUUCGGACUGUGCCCAACAUGCAAAUCGACGAAGUCAAUGAGCUGGUGUACAAGCACGUCAAGGCCGAGUUUGCCAAGCUCAAGAGCAAGAACACGCUGGACGUGUCCCUGCAGCAUGCGGGCAUGUGGUGGGUUGCCAGCCCCAAGCACUGGAACUUUAGUGCCGCUGGCAAAGCCGUCGAGAAGGUGUGGGGCGUGAAGCCUGAUCUCACCCGUGAGGGCGGAAGUAUCCCUGUCACGCUCACCUUCGAGCAAGCUACGGGCAAGAACGUCUUAUUGUUACCCAUGGGCUCGUCCACUGACGCCGCCCACUCCAUCAACGAAAAACUCGACAAGAGAAAUUACAUCGAAGGAAUCAAGCUUCAAGGCGCUUACCUGCACUACGUCGCCGAGGAACCCUUGUCAUAGUUUCUUUCUUUUUUUUUUUUAUUCAACUCGCAGUAUAUGCGCAUCGUAUCUUGCCUUUGCUUCUCGGUUUCUAUCCAAGCCGUU
Molecule: messenger RNA, 1675 nt
Organism: Xylona heveae TC161
Lineage: Eukaryota; Fungi; Ascomycota; Xylonomycetes; Xylonales; Xylonaceae
Product: CNDP dipeptidase
Exons: 7
Coding region: 161-1591 (476 amino acids)
Biological process (GO): proteolysis
Molecular function (GO): metallodipeptidase activity
Source: RefSeq, a predicted model, not a curated record